Molecule: messenger RNA, 309 nt
Organism: Ustilaginoidea virens
Lineage: Eukaryota; Fungi; Ascomycota; Sordariomycetes; Hypocreales; Clavicipitaceae
Exons: 1
Coding region: 1-309 (102 amino acids)
Source: RefSeq, a predicted model, not a curated record
AUGGGCAUCUGUAAGUUGCGACUAUCUCGGCACGAUCUGAAUCAUCACAUGCGGCUCCGGGUUACUGACGUACUGAAGUACUGGCAGCGGGCAGCGGGCAGCGGGCAGCAGGCACUGGGCACUGGGCGACAGGCAGUAGAUGGUAACGGCAACUUGUCCCGCCAGAAAGGGCUCUGCUUCAACACCCGAGUCAUACCGGAAGACGAUGACUCGCCAGUUCAACUCGACUUGCCAUCCGAACCACUGGUGGUGGGUGGGUUGCAGUUCAGCAUCCGCGAUUCCCGGAUCCCGGUCACAGCAUGUCAGUGA